This is a messenger RNA of Rotaria sordida, 1165 nucleotides long. The record is from the annotation of a GenBank genome assembly. Lineage: Eukaryota; Metazoa; Rotifera; Eurotatoria; Philodinida; Philodinidae.
AUCUAUAAGUUAGUAUUCAUAAUAGAAAUCUGCUUUAGAACGAUCCUUGAGUUGACCAUCUUCAUGAUUAUACAGAAAGGCGAAAAUUCGAUUACUCAUUAAAUGUCAUUAUUCAAUGCAGAAAUCAUACAUAAUGAUUAUUAUUAUUAUUUAAAAAUAAAAGAAAAAAGAAAGAAGGAUUAUUUAUUUAAUUAAAUAAAUCAUUCAAUUGAAUAUCUCAGCUUGAUUUAAUAAGAAUUUUUGUGUAUGAAAAAUAUUGAAUAAAUAAAUGAAUAUAAGUUCUCUUCAUUGAAUUUGAUUAUCACUGUCAUUUAUUCUUAUUUUGUUUAUUGACAAAGAUAACCUAUAAAAGCAUAAGUAUUUAUUAAUGCAUUUAUUUUAAAAAAUGCAGUUAAAAGAAAUAUAAUUUUUGGUUAAUAGAAAUUAUUGAUGUGUUUUAUCAUUGAUGUAAUUUUUUCAAAAUUGAAUAAAGGAAAAUUAGUUAUGUUUGAUGAGAUUCAUCACAUACGAUAGAUAUGAAUUCGUCAAGAAGAAUUUUUUUUUUUUUUUUUGCAAAUUCAUAUUUAACAAAAAAAAACUCUUAUUUCUUCUAUUAUAAUUGAAGUAAAAUUUAAUGUUCAUUUCAAAACGCUAAAAUAUGUUUUAGUGACAUCUUUUUUGUAAUGAUUGAUAGUUUUUAUUAUAAAAAUCUUCUAUUUGUAUCAUUUAUUGAUUUUCUUAAAAUCUUUUUUUUUCUCGAUAUUUCUUGUUUAGACAUAUUGAUUUAUCAAAUAAAAAAGAUGAACAAAUUAAAUCUUUACAAAUGAAAUUAGUGGAAUAUAGAAAUGUUGAACUUAUUUAUAAAGGUCUUGCAAGUAGUUUUAAAUCUGAUUUACAAAAAAUGAUUGGAUCUUGUCAAACAAUACAAGAUAAAGGUUGUGUUAUAGAAGAAUUAGUACGUUAUAAUGUUAUUUUAAAAGAAGAACAUAAAGAAAAUAAUGAUUAUUAUGUUCGUCCAUUAAUACAAAAUCAAAAUAAUUAUCAACGAACAUUUAAUAAAUUUGGUGGUCAUACAAUAUCAAUAAAUCGACGUAUAAAUAAUACAACAUUUAAAACAAAAACAAAAUCAAAAUCAACUAAAUUAAAAAAUAAUCAUAAAAUUACAAGAUUUUUUGAUUUAAAUUAA